Amoebophrya sp. A25 is the source of this 2097-nucleotide messenger RNA. The record is from the annotation of a GenBank genome assembly. NCBI's taxonomy places the organism in Eukaryota, Dinophyceae, Syndiniales, Amoebophryaceae.
CCUCUAUUGAAGAGCCUCCGGUGUGUAACGGACAGUCUGAGACGACUGAAGAGCCGCUCAUACUAGAGAUGUACAGUGCUCUCACGUGGAGUCACAGCUACCAUCAUCCUUAAGGCUCAUUCUCAUGUUGAUUUGAUUCAUUUUCACGCGAUUCAGCGCUUGCACAUUCCAUUAUAGCAGAAACGAAAUCUGAAGCAACGAAAUACUUACACAUUCCAUUGUAACAGCAACAGGGAAAAUUUUUUUUCCUGAAACAAUCGCCUGCAACGUAAGAAAUUCAAUCGAAUCACUCCACUAGCUACGCAGUAGAAUCUCUUUUUUCCUCUAACUUACCGAUGGUAUGGAAGAGGUCGGAGCAAACAGGCCGGGUGGUGCUCGAAUAGAGGGUGCCUGUCUCAGAUUCGAGCAGUCGGGGAUUAGAGUGGAAGUGGACCGAGUCGGUUUCCGACUUGGCUUCCGUCUAGUAACAAAAACUUAAGGCCUUGAUCAUCGAAUCCCUCCAAUUAAAUCUUUCAAAUCAUUGAAAGUUCCUCUAACUACGUGUCUUGGUGGAGUGAGCGUUAAAAUGGGCUUUUUUUCUAGGCCAAACUGUAUCAAGAUGAAGGUACUCUUUCAAUUUCAAAGUUCCUUAUCCUAUCCUCUGCCUCCAGACCUUUCGUUGUAACAAUAAGAGCUGGAGGCAGAGGACAGGAUAAGGAAAGACCAAACUGUAUAGUACUCUUUCAAUUUCACAAUUCCUAGUCUGGAGGCAGAGGAUAGGAUAAGCAAUUUCAAAAAACCUCUAACAGCAAGAGCUGGAGGCAGAGGAUAGGAUAAGGAAAGACCCACAGAGAAUUGGACAACUGCUGGGCAUGGGGCCACUGCGAGGAUGCUUCGGAGCAGGAGCUUUUGCGCAUCAUGGCCCACCACCUCCUAUGCCAAAACAAGUUCUCAAAAAGAAUGAAGAGGUGCUCGACGAGAUUUGGCCCUAUAGUGCGGCUCCUAACCGUAUUAAUGGUGGGAACUACAAGGAGAGUGGCAAAAGGAUAUCGGCAUCAGGAGCGACACAUCCAGUAGGAGGAACACCAGGAGGUUUGCCUGUUGGACAGAUAACUGGAAUCACGCCUUCUGCUCGCAGAGUUGUUCUGGGAGAUUCUUGGUUCGCAACACCACUGGCUGGAGGUUGUAAGAGGAUGAAACAAAUUGGGACAUCAUCUCUUGGCGCAGGUACGCCCGCAAGAGGGCAGGCUUCAGGCACAAUCGGCGAAGAUCUGCAUGGGCGCGGCAAGGUUCGUGAGCCAGGCUCAGGGGAGCAAGAUCGGGCAACGGUAGGGUCAGCAGCAGAAGUUCCAGACCAACAAAGACAAGGUAAACUGCCGUCAACACAGCGGAGACGACCUUUAAGAUCCCGAUUUGGAGACGCAGUUGCGGGAGAACUUCGUCGGCAAGAAGAGCAACACCAUCUUCCACCUAUCGCGGAAGUGGGCGAGGAGGCAGAGGACAAUGAGCAAGAAUAAUGUAGUAGUUCUAGUACCUAGCUGGCUAUCUGUAUCUAUACUGUACUAUUUACUGGCUUACAAUGUUGACUAAGGCAAUUUCAGACGACCCAUACGCGAUCUUCAUAUGAGAAAAUGUAGAAUAAGUACCCUCUACUUAAAAGUUUAUCUUACUUAGAAUGGAGAACAGGCCCUUCGCAAUGUAAACGUUUACUACAGUGACUGAUGUAGAAUUGGCGUAUUGUUACCUCAAGUAGUACAGACUGUUAUUUUUGUUUUAUGUAGCGCGUGUCAAUGUUAUGUUCAUUCUUGGUUGCUCUUGCUCAGUUCUGUUAACACUUUUUCUCAUGAAUAUGAAUAUUUCUUCGUUCACAGUAUUUUCCUGUUUUUCUUCUACUACAAAAUAAUUUAUUACGCCAAGGUAUCUUGUUUUUCUCUUCUUUACUUGUUUCGCACUACGUAUUUACAGUUAUGUUCUUUUUUUGGGAGCACCUCCUCCCUGGCCCUUCAUGCUUUUCUGGGAAAAACCUACUCGAUCCAUAACAAGGACGAACCUAUCAUUGAAGAAAAGGCGAGAAACGGUAAGGAUCCCACUAAGGAUCACUUUCCGCUACCUGCUGUC